Molecule: messenger RNA, 135 nt
Organism: Racocetra persica
Lineage: Eukaryota; Fungi; Glomeromycota; Glomeromycetes; Diversisporales; Gigasporaceae
Source: the annotation of a GenBank genome assembly
CACAAGAAUUUCCUGAAGACUUUUUGAGGACAGGAAUAAGCUUUAUUGCUCACAAAGAUGCUUGUCAUUCAUACACUAUUGCUAAUCAUAAAGACCAACAACAGUCUCUUCAUAUUGCACUAGUGGUUGUUAAUA